GAUCUGGAUGCGGUCAUGAUGGCUUUGGCGGAAGAGCGAGUGGUGGUGGAAGGAAGUGAUGUUAGGGUGCCAAUAGGGCAUGGAGUUGGACGUAUGGGUCAAUUGGGAAAGAUACAUGAAACGAACACUGGGGCGUACAUCAUCGCUGCUCAAUAUGUCAUGUGUGCUCUUGGUGGGUACACAGAGGCGGAGUAUGAUGUUCUGAGUCAUGCCUUCCGAAGAGACAUCAAAGAUUACGAACUUUAUAAUCGAUAUCACGCUCUUACAGUGCGUAAAUUAGCCUGAUUAAGCAAUACAAUAUAUGUCUAGUUUUUCAUCAAAAUGAAGGGGGAUCUAACUCCUCGUAACAGUAUG
Molecule: messenger RNA, 354 nt
Organism: Tremella mesenterica DSM 1558
Lineage: Eukaryota; Fungi; Basidiomycota; Tremellomycetes; Tremellales; Tremellaceae
Exons: 4
Coding region: 16-285 (89 amino acids)
Source: RefSeq, a predicted model, not a curated record